Juglans microcarpa x Juglans regia is the source of this 2934-nucleotide messenger RNA. RefSeq names its product protein phosphatase 2C 29-like. Bases 133 to 2589 code for a protein of 818 amino acids. The transcript is spliced from 4 exons. The record is from RefSeq and is a predicted model, not a curated record. Gene Ontology annotation, biological process: protein dephosphorylation. Lineage: Eukaryota; Viridiplantae; Streptophyta; Magnoliopsida; Fagales; Juglandaceae. Gene Ontology annotation, molecular function: protein serine/threonine phosphatase activity.
AAUGUAACGUCGCCAUUCGCCAGUUUCUCCCUUUCUUCAAUAUUUUUUUUUUUUCUUCUCUUGCUUUGGACUUUGCCGGAAAAUAGAGCCGCGAUUUUCUCGGCAGCCAAACGGUGGAGUUCGUCAAAUGUGAUGGGAAGUGGAGUGUCGAGCCUGCUGCCUUGCUUCGGACCGGUGAACCGGACGACCAACCGGCUGGUCAAGGAACAACAUGACGUGGUGUUCGCGCCCUCCGAGCCCUUGGAUGAAGCCCUAGGCCACUCCUUCCGCUACGUCCGUUCCUCCGCCCGCUUUCUCUCUCCCACUCACUCCGAUCGCUUCCUCUCCCCAACUGGCUCCCUCCGCUUCUCUCCGUCUCACGAACCCACCGGGUCCAGGGUCAGACCUGGCUUUCCAGAGACCGGCUUCAAGACCAUUUCCGGUGCUUCUGUCAGCGCCAACAGCUCCACUCCAAGGACAGUUCUUCAGCUCGACAAUAUUUACGACGAUGCCACUGAGACUGUGCUCGGCACUACUGGUGCUGCUGGUGGCGGCGGCGUGAGGGGGAGUAUUGUGAAUGGCUUUGAGAGCACGUCUUUGUUUAGCGCGCUCCCUCUCCAGCCAGUGCCACGCGGCGGCGAAGGGGGAGACCCGUCCUGCCCGAUGGAGCGGGGCGGAAUCUUCCUCUCGGGCCCAAUCGACCGCGGCGCUCUGUCUGGCCCAGUGGACGCCAUCGCUGCCGUGAGCUUGGAAACGGGCGGCUCGGUCCCCUUCUCAGCUCCGCUUGGUGAUGCAUACGUAAAAAGGAGGAAGAAGAAGGGCAUUUCGGGGAUUCGGAAGGCGUUCUACGGGGAGUUUUCGGAAAAGAAGCGGCCCUGGGUGGUCCCGGUGCUCAAUUUCGUGGGGCGCAAGGAAGUUUCAACAAAUGGUGACGAUUCGGCGGAGGGGAGGAACGAAAGCGAAAACGUACAGUGGGCGCUUGGGAAGGCCGGCGAGGAUCGUGUACACGUCGUCGUUUCGGAGGAGCAGGGGUGGUUGUUCGUUGGGAUUUAUGACGGGUUUAAUGGCCCAGAUGCGCCCGAGUUCUUAAUGGGUAAUCUCUAUCGCGCAGUGUACAAUGAGCUCCAGGGCUUGUUUUGGGAAAUUGAGGAAGAAGUAGAGGAAGCCGGUAAUCUUACUAACAAUAACAAUAACAGUAGUAGCAGUAAUAUUAAUGAUGGUAAUAAUUAUGAGAACCCAUUAAAUGCAGCUGUAGGAAGUAACCUAUCUAUGGAAAAUUCUAGGGGAGAGGUCAAUUGUGAAUUUGCUCGAAAUGGGAAUGGUUUGAAUUUGGAAUCGGACUCAAUUCCUGUUGAUAGAGGGCCGGCCAAGAGAGUUACAUUUGAAACGGAGGGGACGGAAGUUCGGAGGCGGAGGCUUUGGGAAUUUCUUGCGGAGGAUGACCCAGAAGAUGGUCUCGAUCUUUCUGGGUCGGAGAGGUUUGCUUUUUCGGUCGAUGACGCUCUUAGUGUUAACAAUGCAGGUUCGGCGUUGAGCAGACGGUGGCUCUUGUUGUCGAAAUUGAAGAAGGGGAUGUCGAAGCGCAAAGAUGGCCAUGGUAGGAAGCUGUUCCCUUGGAGGUUUAGAAUGGAGGAGAAAGAGAAAGUUGAGGUUGAGAAUAGAGUGGAGGAGAGGUGUUCACGAACUGGGAGGAAGCGGAAGGAGGGGCCGGUGGAUCAUGAUUUAGUGUUGAGGGCACUGUCCCAGGCUCUUGAAGUUACAGAGCUCGCGUAUCUGGAUAUGACGGAUAAGGUUCUUGAUACGAAUCCAGAGCUUGCAUUGAUGGGUUCGUGUUUGUUGGUUGUGUUAAUGAGGGAUGAGGAUGUGUAUGUGAUGAAUGUAGGUGAUAGUAGGGCUAUUGUCGCGCAGUAUGAACCGCAGGAGGUUGGUUCAGGGAUAACUGGGUCGAGGGCGCCAGGGGCCAACGGGUCAAGGAUGGAGAGUAUAACCGGGGAGUCCUCAGCCGUGGGUGAAGAGGCAGUUAGGGUGGCAUCCGAGGCUCCUGCACAAGUAAUGAGAUUGGAGGCUUUGCAGCUAUCUACUGAUCAUAGCACGAGCAUUGAAGAUGAAGUCAUAAGAAUCAAGAACGAGCACCCGGAUGACAAACAAUGCAUUGUCAAUGAUAGAGUAAAAGGUCGUCUCAAGGUUACCAGAGCUUUUGGAGCCGGAUUUCUAAAACAGCCCAAGUGGAAUGAUCCACUGUUGGAAAUGUUUCGGAACGAGUAUAUUGGUACUGCACCUUACAUAUCCUGCUCACCUUCUCUUCGUCACCAUAGACUGUGCCCUAGAGAUCAGUUCGUAGUCCUCUCAUCUGAUGGUCUAUAUCAAUAUCUGAGUAAUCAGGAAGUGGUUUCUCUUGUUGAGAGUUUCAUGGAAAAGUUCCCUGAUGGAGAUCCUGCGCAACAUUUGUUAGAGGAGCUUCUUUUCCGUGCUGCCAAGAAAGCUGGAAUGGAUUUCCAUGAAUUGUUGGACAUCCCACAAGGAGAUCGCAGAAAAUACCAUGAUGAUGUUACUGUUAUGAUUGUAUCACUCGAAGGAAGAAUUUGGAAGACGUCAGGAAAGUACCUGUGAAACCUACCUUUCAUUGGCAAGAUAUUGGCCUAGUGAAAUAGCAGUUUUCAAUUUUCAAGUCAGGCCACUCGCAGCGGUAUCCAAAGUUACACAAAUGAUCCAUUUUUCUUGGGUCCCAUUCGCAUUUUUCUCUACGUGGCAAAAGAAUGUAGCUAUCAUAGAGAAUCCUGGAUGAUACUGGCAAAAGGCUGGUCUUAGAUAUUCAUCAAGAUCUCGAGCAGAUGCCAAAAAGGUUUGGUUCAAGACCGAGAAUGGGAAUCUAUCGAUGAGGUUGUAGGGAAAUAAUUCUUUUCUUUUCUUUUUUUUAUUCUUUCCAUUUCUAGACUUUUCUUUUCUUUAGAAAGG